This is a messenger RNA of Tetrahymena thermophila SB210, 5366 nucleotides long. RefSeq names its product transmembrane protein, putative. The transcript is spliced from 9 exons. The record is from RefSeq and is a predicted model, not a curated record. NCBI's taxonomy places the organism in Eukaryota, Ciliophora, Oligohymenophorea, Hymenostomatida, Tetrahymenidae.
CAAUAAUAAGUUUAAUAAAAUCGUAAUGCAUUCUACCUUAAAUGAGGAGGAGUCUUAAAAAAAAAUACAAAUAAGAUAUUAAAAUUUAAUGAAAGUUCACUAUUUCUCUCUUUAACUAGCUUUUUUUACUAGAUAUAAAAAUAGUUUAUUUUAAAGUAAAUUCUAUAAAUUGUUGAUUAUUAGUUUCUACGAAUAGCACUCUAUCAAAUGUGUAUAGGUUUCAUGCUUUUGCAAAAACGUAAAUAAAAUAAUAGGUAUCUAAGAUGGAAGCUUUGAAAUAAAUGCAUAGAUUAUAACUAGCAUAUUAAGUAAUGCAUGUUAAAAUAUUUUAACUCUUGAAAAUUAUAUAACUUAGAACCAAGUCUCAUGUUAAUUCUUUAUCUUAAUUAAAUUCAUGAUCCUUUAAAAAAAGAAUUUAUACAGUUUACAAAAAGUUAUCAAAAUUCUUAGUCAAAAGUAGUAAAUGUAAAUAUCUCUAAAUGUUAAAAUCGUCAGAGGGUUUUGGUUUAAGGCAGGCUUAAAUGUAUUUUUAGACAGUAUCAAGCAAUCUAUGGAUGAACAUUAUCAAUAAGAAUUAGAUUCAAAAAGAGAAAUUUAUAAUACCUUGUAAGCUUGCAACUUAUUUUUUGAAGUGGAAAAAAUAAAAUAAGAAAAUUCAGCUGCUGUGCUAGAUGCAAUAUCCUUAAAAAUAGAAACCUUAAAUACUAUAAAAAAUGGAGUAGAUUCUAUCUAAAUAUUUAAGAACAUUAAUGAUAAAUAUCAAUAAUUCUUAUAGGGAUGUGAACAUAAAUUAACUUGCUUUUAUGAGAAAAUUCCUACAAGAGAUAACCAAUCUCUUCUUUGCUUUUUUUUAAGCGAAAUCAAGAGCGACUUAAGAAAAGCUUCUGACAUUAUGCAAAGAAGGCAAUUUAGUAAAACAAUUGACAUGAACUUACUUCUCGGAUCAAACACUAUAAUGCAAAUUUUUUCAAAUUCAAUUUAUUCUCUGCAAAUAGGUUAUUCUAAAGGCUCCGGUGAAGUGUUAUGGUUUUCUUAACAACUUCCUAAACUGCUUGGAUAUUCAAGACAAGAAUUUUAAUAUCACAAGAAUUUAAAUUAAAUUAUACCGAGUAUAGUUGCAUUCUAUCACGAUGAUUUAGUUAACGAAUAUUUAAAAGCUGGUGAAAGUAAUAAAAUGCUUUAAGAAUUAAAACAAGGUCACUUACGACAUGAUUUUGGGUGGAUAAUCCCAAUUUAGAUGUUUAUAAGUAUCAACUUCAUAGACUUAUCACAAAUUGGUUUCUUUGUAUUUUUCUAAAAAACAAAAUCAUCAGCUCAAUUCGAUGGCUAGAUUAUAGUUAACGAAAAUAAUGCUAUCGAAAAUGUGAAUUUUGAGUUAUUAGAAAAAAUAGGACUUGAAAAUUAUCCAACAAUUUAGACACUUUAAGGUUUUGAUAUGAAUGAAGCGAUGGAAGAAUUUGAAAAAAUAUAAAAUGAAAUUAGCAAUUUAGAUCAAAUCGAUAAUUUAUACUAUCAAAAUAUAAAAAUAAAUUUACCAACCUUUCAUUACUUUAAAUCUUAAGCAGAAAUAAAUGAAAAGCUAUAGCAACAGAGUAAUUAAUCUCUUAGAUCAUUCAGAUCAAAAAGAUCCUCAAUCAAAAGUUAACCAAGCAUAAUGUUUAAAAGCUUUUUGAUAGAUUUUAAAAUCAUUAAAAAGCAGAAAUCUUUGCAAUACAAAGACAUCAAGUAUUACAUUCUUUUGAUAGACAAAAUGAUUGAUUUGAAAAACUAAAAUGGUUCUCAAAGUAUGGCAGAAACUGAAAGAGAUUUAGAUGCAAAGACUUAUGCUAAUGCUACUUUAAGUGCUAAUUUUGCUAAUUAAAAAAUCUAUAAAGAAGAUAAAUUAUUAAAUACUCCACAAUCCUCUGAGCGUGACUUUUUCAAGAAACUCAAUUCUAAAGAUUAUUAGAAUAAUGAUAGCUUUAAUGUCAAUAAAAACUAAAUCAAAUCGAUAUUUUCUUAAAAAAAUAAAAAAAAGAGUAUAAUUAAACGGUUGACAAUUAAAUAGCCUUCGAUUGAAUUAGACAGAGUUAAACACGAUUAAAAAAAUAUGAACAACGAAAAAAAAAUUAUGAAUGAGAAUAAGUAAGUAUCAGAAAAUAAUACAACAGUUUUACAGUUCAAAGAAGAAUAUGAAAAUUUCGAAAAUGGUGGUUCUAUGAUAGAAAUAGAAAGUUCUAUUUUUAAGUAGCUGAAGGAGUUAGAUUAAAAUAAAUUUGGAAAAGCAAAUCACAGCCAUAAAUUUCAAUAGAGCAUUUUAGAUGAUUUGAGCUUGUCUUUUUUAAACUAAAACAAGUCCUAAAUUUCUGAUGAUAUAGAAUCAUUUAGACCUUCAGAUGGUAAUCAAUCAAAAUAUGAUAACUCAAAUAAAAUAUAUAGCUAAAAUGCGAUAGACGGUUCACAGUUUUCUAUAAUCAAUAAACUUGAAUCAGAAAGAAAUGUUUUGACUAAAAAUUAGGUUGCAUCUGAUUAAUCUAUUUAAAUAAGCCAAUAAUUAUUAGAAAGUUAUCAUAACAAAGCUAAAUUUUCUCCUAAAAAGAAAAAUUUUGAGCUAAAAAAGUUAUAAACAACAAACGAUCAAGCUUAUUCUAAAUCUCAUUCGAUAAUCAAAGGAUCUGAUUAAGUUCCUGCUCUUAAAUUGGAUGACCAACUCCCAAGUGUAAGACUGGAAAAAUCUUGGAGUUUAAAUUAAUAUGGAGAAAAUGAGUCUUAAAAUAAUUAAAUAAAAGUUGAAGAUAAUAUUGAAUGCUAAUUAAUAAUAGCAAACGAAAGCAAUGAAGAAAUAGAGCAUCACGAAUAGUAGGCAUCAUUUCCUGUGUAAGAAUCCACAUCAGUUAUUAUAAAAGAGGAAUCAGAAUCAUAAUACCACAGUAAAUCACAAAUUACCCACAAAAGCUUAAAAAGCUAAAAGAGUCUCAAAAGUCAAAAGACUUUCAGAAGUAGAAAAACGGAAUCUAACAAGUAGAAAUACUCAUCAAGCAAUAAAAAUUAAAAUAUUGAUCUUAGCUAGACUAAAAGAAAGGCUAAUAAAACAUCAACUUUUGUUAGUAGUUACUAACAAAAAUAACGCACAAUAGAUACAAUCAGUAACAACCAAAGUAAAUAAAUCAAACCUAUGGAUAACGACAAUUUAUUUAAUCAAGAAAAUUAAGCUAUAUUACCUGAAAUUAAACUAGAAUAGCCAGAUCCAAAUGAAAGAAUAAAAAAUGAUUAAUAAAGUGUGACAUCUUCAUUAUAAAAGAGUAUAUUUUAAAGUAAAUAUGACAAUUUUACUAAGUUUUUAAAUAAAAACAAUCCUCCUGAUUUAAAAAAGCUAAAAAUACUCAAGUUGCUUGAGUUUUUAAUCGUGCUUUCUAUCACGCUUUGGGCUAAUUUACUUUUUUAUUUUAGUUUCACUAAUUUUUAAGAUUAAAUUUCUUUGAUGAGCUUCAGAAGUUCAACUCUGUCUCCUAUUUCUAUUUCGUUAUCUAUGGUUUACUAGCUCCUCUAAAAUUAAAAUUAAUUAUAAAAUGGUAAAAUUUCUCAAAGCGAAUAUAAUUCAGCUGCUAAUUUAAUAUACAACUAUAUUAAUGAUAGCUACACUACCUUUAAUUAAUAAUUAGAGUAAAAUUUGGAAUAGCAGUAUUCUAGAGAAACCUACACAUCUAAUAAUAUAACAUUAAUAAAUUAUUCAAAUAACUACACAACAUAAAUGCCUCUCAUACUAUCUUCUCUUUUAUUUAAAUAGAUGUUGUUUUCAUUUAGCCUAACUGCAGAAAGUCUUCAGUAAGGUUAAAUAGCUAAAUUUAAUAGUGCUAGUUUAAAAUUUUCUUUAGAUAACUAUUCUUCGCUUUAUUAGUUUUUUAGCUCAUUAUCGAAAGAUUUAAAGUAAUAAAUUACAGAUAAUAUGAAUAGUAUUUAGCUUUUAUUCAUAAUAUAAUUGAUAUGCAUAUUUUUAAGCUACAUUAUCAUGCAACUCUUUGAAUUUUAUUUUUAUCGCUAGUUUAUGAACUUUAUUAAACUUAUUUUGAGAAUGUACGAGUCAACUACACUGAUCCAAAUACAAUCAGAAAUAUUAAGACUCACAAGAAUAUAGCAAAUGACAGAUGGAGAUCAGAGCAAUCUUAUCUUUUGCUAUGAUUUUGAUUUGAGAGCUAAAGAAAUCGCAUUAAGAGCUGAUUCAAAAAAGAUCCUAUUGAAAUAAGAAGAAUAAUUGAAUUCAUUAAAUAGAAACACAAAAAAGUAACCUCGAAAAGAUAAAAAUGGAAAAGAAAUUAAUAAAAGAACUCAAAGAAAUUUUAGAAUAGAAAGCAAUUUUAUUAGCUACAAAUCCUUCUUCGUUAUUUUAAUUAUCAAUUCCAUUCCAUUUUUUGCUUACAUAGCUGUUUCAUUAGGACUGAUUGAAUCUUAUACCCAUAAUUUUUCAUAUGCAUUAACAUCUUUCAAUAGAUUUAACGAUGCUUAAUCUUACAUUUAAACAAGUUACAUCUUGAAGCAACAAAUUUAAAAUUACCUCCCAUCUUCAGAAUAAAAUAGCUAGAGUUCAAAUUAAAUUGUGCAAUAAUUUGUAAACUCUAUUGAUGAAGCUAAUUAUUUUUCAUCUUCCUCAAUUGAUUAGUAUAUUGCUGAUUUACAGCUUAUAGAUACAUCUUUGGACAAUGAUAUAAACGAACUUGUUUCUAUGAAUGCAUGCUAACAAAAUAGCACGUUUUCUUCUAAUCUUCCAACAAAUCUCUUCACUAAUUUGAUUGCAAGAUGUGAAACCUCUUUAAAUGGAAUGUUGUAGCUUGGAGUAAAAGCUUUUCUCUCUAAUUUUAUUUAAAGCAUGAGUAUCCUUAUCAAACUUAACUUUUAGAAUUCUGCCUAGCUUGAUUAUUAUAGUGACGAAGCAAUAAUCUCAGUAAUACCUACAAAAAUAAUCUAACAAUGUUCAAAUAAUAUUCAUGAUAAGCUGAUAUCAGUUACAAAGCUAAACAAAUUAAUAAUAUUCUCAUUUGGUUUUAUUUUCUUAUUUACCAUGCUGAUGACUCUGUGUUAUUACAUAAUUUAUUAAAAUUAAAAAAUGAUAACAGAAUACAAGCAGGCAUAGCAUAUCAUUUUCUUAUUACCAACCAUAACUCUCUUAAACGAUGAAACCUUCUUUAAGCAGAUGAGCUAUUUAAAUAUGAAACUUUCUUGAGAUAUUUUUAUAAAAAAUAAAAAAUAAAACAACAAAAAAAUAAGUAAGUAAGUUUCUCUCAACAAAUUAUAAAUUACUUAUGUUUAUUUAAAUAUUCAAAUAAAAUUUCUUUAAUAAUUUACUUAAAAUUAUUUAAUAUAGCAAAUUAAAAAUAAAUAAAAAAAUGUAG